Messenger RNA from Phoenix dactylifera (date palm), 1987 nucleotides. Its product is annotated as O-fucosyltransferase family protein. The record is from RefSeq and is a predicted model, not a curated record. NCBI's taxonomy places the organism in Eukaryota, Viridiplantae, Streptophyta, Magnoliopsida, Arecales, Arecaceae.
GAAGGGGAGGGGGAGAGACGAGUUUGCUAGUAGUCGGUGAAUGCUAGAAAUAGUUGGAGACUCGAAGGAUUCGGGCGUUGGGGGCGGGCCCCUCAAGAGUAGUGCGAGAUGGCGGAGCUGCGGCACUCGGCGUCCAUGGGCGCCCGCGCGGUCUCCUCCCCCGCCCACCGCGACGACCCCACCCACCCCUUCGCCGCCGCCCUUGACGCCGGCGAUGGUGGCGCCGCCCCGGUUCGCUCCUCCUCCCGCGGUCGCGAUCGGGACAAAGACCCCCACCACCACAGAGCCUUCGCCUCCGCCCUCCUACACCUUCCCCCUCCCCUCCGAUCCCUUCUCUCACUCGAGGACCCCAGGCUCGCCUACUGGAUCCUCGCGUUCCUCGCCUUCCUUCUCUUUGCCGGGAUCCUCUUGCUCUCUUCCCUCUGGAGCCGCCUGAAUGCGCCUUACCUAUGCUAUAAGGAUGGGAUUGCUCUUCGCUGCCCCCGAGUGAAAGAGCCUCCAUCGCUCUGGGAGAAUCCCUAUUCUUCUACUACUUCAUGGAAACCUUGUGCUGAGCGCCGCGAGAAUGGGAUUUCAGAUCUUCCUCCCGAGAAUGAAACCACUGGCUAUAUAUUCAUUCAUGCAGAGGGCGGCUUGAACCAGCAACGUAUAGCUAUAUGCAAUGCUGUUGCUGUUGCCAAAAUAAUGAAUGCAACUCUUAUUUUGCCAGUCUUGAAGCAAGAUCAAAUCUGGAAAGAUCAGACGAAGUUUGAAGAUAUAUUUGAUGUCGACCAUUUUAUUGAAUACUUGAAGGAUGAUGUGCGUAUUGUACGAGAAAUUCCUGACUGGUUUACAGAAAAAGCAGAGCUUUUCACCAGUAUAAGGCGAACAGUGAAAAACAUCCCAAAGUAUGCAUCUGCACAGUUCUAUAUCGACAAUGUGCUUCCAAGGAUCAAAGAGAAGAAGAUAAUGGCUCUAAAGCCUUUUGUUGAUAGGUUGGGGUAUGAUAAUGUUCCACCUGAGAUAAACAGGCUCAGGUGCAGGGUCAACUAUCAUGCCUUAAAAUUUUUACCUGAGAUUGAAGAAAUGGCUGAUAAAUUGGCGGCAAGGAUGAGGAAUCGUACUGGCAGUUUAAAUCCAUACAUGGCACUUCAUCUGAGAUUUGAGAAGGGAAUGGUGGGCCUUUCCUUCUGUGAUUUUGUUGGAACAAGAGAGGAGAAAGCUAUGAUGGCAUCAUAUAGACAGAAGGAGUGGCCAAGGCGGUAUAAGAAUGGGUCUCAUCUUUGGCAGCUAGCACUGCAGAAGCGAAAGGAAGGACGCUGCCCUCUUGAGCCUGGAGAGGUGGCUGUUAUCCUUCGGGCAAUGGGAUAUCCUAAAGAGACACAGAUAUAUGUUGCCUCUGGACAAGUGUAUGGUGGAAAGAACAGGAUGGCUCCUCUGAGAAAUAUGUUCCCCAACCUGGUUACCAAGGAGGAAUUAGCAAACAAAGAGGAAUUGGACCAUUUCAGGAAGCAUGUAACGAGCUUAGCUGCCCUGGAUUUCUUAGUCUGCCUGAAAUCAGAUGUCUUUGUUAUGACCCAUGGUGGUAAUUUUGCCAAGCUGAUAAUUGGCGCUCGUCGGUACACGGGUCACCGGCUCAAGUCCAUAAAGCCAGACAAGGGGCUAAUGUCCAAAUCAUUUGGGGACCCCUUCAUGGGCUGGGCAGCCUUUGUGGAGGACGUAGUGAUCUCGCACCAGACACGGACUGGUCUUCCAGAGGAAACAUUCCCAAACUAUGAUAUAUGGGAGAACCCUCUAACUCCCUGUAUGUGUAAGGCAUGAGCCAGAAUUGCUGCUGCUGGUGAUUAUGUUGUUACAUCCUAGUUGUGAUUACUUGUAGGUGUUUUUACUUUGUUUUCUUGUUUCUGUUCUCUACUUGUUGGCCUUUGCCAUGUCUACCUUUUUCGAUCAAUUUUCACUUCCAAGUUUAGUUUGCAGGGAAGAACCUUUGGACUCUGUCCUCCUGUCA